Centruroides sculpturatus (bark scorpion) is the source of this 597-nucleotide messenger RNA. RefSeq lists its product as uncharacterized. The transcript is spliced from 3 exons. NCBI's taxonomy places the organism in Eukaryota, Metazoa, Arthropoda, Arachnida, Scorpiones, Buthidae. Bases 21 to 446 code for a protein of 141 amino acids. The record is from RefSeq and is a predicted model, not a curated record.
AGACGAUAUAAUCAAGGAAAAUGGCAAUGAAUCUUUCGAUUUUACUGACAAUUGGACGGUGUUGUGCAAAAUUAGUGAUCAGAAUGGAACAGAACGAGGUAGUGCAGGAAGAAAACCAAGAGAGCAGAUUGCAACGGUGUUUUAGACGUCUCUUAAAUUGGAAAUCCACUUAUCACUUUAUAUUUGUUUAUUUUCCAGUAACUCUGGUUGUGCUUUGUGCUUUCCUUUAUUUCGGUUUGGUGUUGCGUAACCAGUACUUAAAAGCUUUUCUUCUGGCUUUAUUUUGUUUCCCGUUUAUUGUGAUUGCUUGCAACAUGAUCUAUGCUUGUAUAAAGGAAUUUUCACCUCAAUGGGCUCGACGAUUUUACAACGCCAAUCCUGAACCUGCAGUCGAAUAUGUAAUGGAAGCAGACUCUGUAAGAGUAAGAGAACAUCCUGUUCAGUGAAGUUACUGAGUGACAAAACUCGUGACGCCGUUUUCUACAACGAAUGGAUUUAUAUUCGGUUUAAAAAAAAAAUUUAGCAAAUAGUCCUAUUUUUCGAUUUUAUAAGUUUUUUGGUUUUUUAAAUAAAAGUACUUCCAAUAUCUUUAAUUUU